AUGUUAAUUUUAGCUUGCUCGUUAAAUGCUCUCCAUCCGAUCUACUCGAUGUUAGAAGCAAAGUCGAUGCCUACAAAUGGGAAGAAGGAACCACUUCAAGUUAACAUUGGAUUUUAUGUGGAAAGUCUUGGAAAUUUUAGAUCUACAGAAAUGAAAAGUGAAAGAAAACUUCUUAUCAGUAUAAUUUUUGGAGUAAGCAGGAUUCUGGAGGAUGCAAAAGUCGCGCAAGAACAGCCGUUAUGGAGCUGGUGGAAAGCUUAA
Strongylus vulgaris is the source of this 261-nucleotide messenger RNA. Lineage: Eukaryota; Metazoa; Nematoda; Chromadorea; Rhabditida; Strongylidae. The record is from the annotation of a GenBank genome assembly.